Molecule: messenger RNA, 833 nt
Organism: Gadus macrocephalus (Pacific cod)
Lineage: Eukaryota; Metazoa; Chordata; Actinopteri; Gadiformes; Gadidae
Exons: 7
Coding region: 192-797 (201 amino acids)
Source: RefSeq, a predicted model, not a curated record
GAAGAAGAAGAAGAAGAAGAAGAAGAAGAAGAAGAAGAAGAAGAAGAAGAAGAAGAAGAAGAAGAGCUCUCACACCAUAUGACCAUAUAUAGUACCGCUUAAAACAUCCGGAACGCCGAAAGUAAAAGUGAAAGUUUUGUCCGGUCCUUUGAGCAGAACGCAACACAGCAGUCGCUACGGGCUACAGCCAGAUGGAACCGGUCCAGUCUUCGUUUUGCACCAGGACAGCCUUGAAUAUGGGCUUCCAAUAUUUGGUGAAGAUGGUGCUUAAAGUGUUUUUCCUCAUGCCAGCCCGGAUAAUCCUAUAUUUGGUGAAGUUGGUGUUUCCAGUGUUUUUCAUCAUGCUAGCCCGGAAAAUCCAAUAUUUGGUGAAGUUGGUGUUUCCAGACCCCCAGAAAUUUAGGUUCACAACAAUGAAUGGAUUAAAGCUGAAUGCCGACAAUGAAUUGGUUAAAAAACUGAAGAACAAAGGUCAUACUGAGGUGAUGUCGUCGGACCGAUGUGACUUCAUCCUGGCCUUCUGUCCCAUUAGCACACGGCCUGGGAUUGAUAUCCAGGAAACUAUGGAGAUGUGUCAGGGAGAUGAGCCAGUUAUUCUGGUAGUGCUGCACCACACCCACGACCGUGAGAAGAACGUCAGCCCUCAGAGAGUGGAUCCCUCACAGCCGUUCAAAGACAAGAUCGUCCUGAGUGUGGCAUGCCUGUUCUAUGAGGGCAAGCUUCUCAAAUGUAAACACAAUAGCAAAGAAAUCAAUAAGGUCAUAGAUCAUUUGUCACGUCCUAUCCCAAAAUGCUAAUAAAUGUUCUUCCUUCUUCCAUGCAUUCAAUAACAA